AUGUGUUAUACACUGCCUGUGAGAAUCAUCGGAAAGUCGAAAACACAAGUUGGCGGUUUAGCUCAGUCGGUGCGAGUCAUGUCGUGUGUUGAGGUUGCGUGGUGGUCUGCUAUGAAACUGAAAGACUAUCACACGCCGAAACUUAUAAUCUACCACACGAACACGCAAUUCGGCGCUUGCGAAUGCCGCUUCUCACAGCUCAUUUUAACAAUCUGCAUGUACACGUCUCUUAAAAUGUUCGGAUCGUUUGCUCUUAUUUUAUUUUUUGCUUCGCUGGCGCUGACACCGGCAGACGGUGGCAAUGAUUUGUUUGGUGGAGUUUCUUACGAUUACAUAGAUGAGGUCAGUUACGGGUUGCCCUGCGAACCACCCUCCUUCUACAUCAGCGAAUUGACUCACAAGUUUGCUCCUAUUGAUGAAAUAUCUACAGAUCUGACUACUCAAGAAGAAUUCAACUUACUGUAUUAUGAUGGAUCAAACAAGCAACUCAGCUCCAACAACAUUAUUGGACAAAGUAACCCCUACUUGAAGAUUCAAUUCAUGAAAUUUAACACCGUAAAAUUUGAAGUAACUUUGCAUUCGAACAGGUACUUGCUGUCAAGCAGAUUUGAAAUUUACGUUGUGGGUGGAGAUAACAAACGCAGGAAACGCUCCUUAAUGAAUUUAGCAAACAAAUGGGUCUUGGGAUUCGCUCUGAACUUCGUAAGUGAUGGAGAAGUAGCCAGAGAAGUAGGUGGAGAGUUCCAAAAAAAAGGAUUUAAAAAAUUUUUCUAUAUUUUAAUGGUAGCCAGUGAAAGAGAACAAGAUAUGGAGAUAUAUGAGAAAAAAAAGGGGAACGAGCAACUAGACGAGCAGCAGAGUUUUACUUAA
Messenger RNA from Helobdella robusta, 870 nucleotides. RefSeq lists its product as hypothetical. The coding region runs from base 1 to 870 and encodes 289 amino acids. The transcript is spliced from 8 exons. Lineage: Eukaryota; Metazoa; Annelida; Clitellata; Rhynchobdellida; Glossiphoniidae. The record is from RefSeq and is a predicted model, not a curated record.